This is a messenger RNA of Seminavis robusta, 1286 nucleotides long. The record is from the annotation of a GenBank genome assembly. Lineage: Eukaryota; Bacillariophyta; Bacillariophyceae; Naviculales; Naviculaceae.
AUGACAAUUUUGAUUGUAGGAGCAGGAGCUGCAGGAUUGACGGCUGCAUAUACGCUGCUGCAGGAGGGUGUUACUGACUUUCGCAUCUUGGAAGCCAGUGACCGCAUCGAGGAGCAUUUGGUGUGGUAUGGUCCGACAGAAGGGUUUGAACCUGACUAUUCCAUUGAUUAUGCAAAUAUUUCGGACUAUCUGUUUCAAAACUAUACCUGGUUUGACUUCUUCAAUGACAACAUCGGUGUGCCAGCUGUGAAAGACUCACUUGUCUUUGAUUGUCCCGUUGAGACCAUUGACUACUCAGGUGCCACUGAUGGAGAUGAUCCCGCCAAGGCGGUCACUGCCACUUGCGAGGAUGGUACUUCCUUUGAAGGAUCUCAAAUUAUAGUUACAGCUCCAAUCCAAAUCCUGCAAGAUGGCGACAUUGAAUUCAUUCCAGAGCUUCUGGACAGGUACAUCAAUGUGAUUGACAGGAUUCCCUUUCCUGGUGGAUACAAGAUCUUCCUCAAGUUUGAACAAGCCUUUUAUCCAGAUAUCUUUUCGUCUGCGCUUGAUCCAAUUUAUCUUUACUUCUACAAUGAAGCUUACGGUGAAGACACCGAAACUGAGCAUGUCCUGGGUGUUUUUGUGUCGGGAGAAUGGGCUGAGGAAUCGGGUCAAUGGGAUGAUGAAACUCUUCUGGACUAUGUUGUUGCAAUGCUGGAUGAGAUGUUUGAUGGUGAGGCCAGUCAGUACUUGAUUGAUGGUGUGGUGCAAAACUGGGAUCGAGAACCCUUCAUCCGCGGUACUUACAGUCACUAUGACAAUACAUGGCGCCAGAUGGACCGGCUUCGCAACCCAAUCAAUGAUGUGCUCUACUUUGCUGGAGAAGCCAUUCCUGCUAGUUACACAAACUAUGGCAAUGGUUAUGCUCAUGGAGCAGCUCUGUCUGGAAAAGAGACGGCAGAGCGCAUUAUGGGUUCCGGUGGAGGUUCCGGUGGAGGAUCUGCGACAAUGCCUUGGAGUGCUUUUCCCCCUGGAACUAAUGGAGUUCUUGAUUAUAUGGCUCAUAGAGUGCAUCAAUGUGUUCGUACAAGUGAUAACAUUUGCGAUUCUAGUCUAAGAAAGCUGCUGCUAGAUAGAUUCACUACAUGUUGGACAGGGAUGUAGGGGUGUCACCCCUUGCCGACCGUACCAGCAAUCUUCUCGGAUAACAGCUUCCUUACUCGUGUUGCACUCACGUGUUUGAAAACGACGAUCGGCAAUGAUCCCUGUUGUCGGCAAUGGCAAGAUGGGCUAGGGCAAGUUCGGUC